CAAGCAAUCUCUUCUAUCUUCGAAGAGCAAAAUCUCUCUCUCACCUACCAAGUACCAACAUCAUCCUCGGAUCCAUCGAGCUGUAGCUGUAGCCAUGGAGUUCACCCCGAGCGAGCUGAUCCAGUUCAACGGCACCGACCCUUCCAAGCCCAUCUACGUGGCCAUCAAGGGCCGGGUCUUCGACGUCACCGCCGGCAAGUCCUUCUACGGCCCCGGCGGGGCCUACGCCGCGUUCUCCGGCAAGGACGCCAGCCGGGCCCUCGCCAAGAUGAGCAAGAACGACGAGGACGUCUCCGCUUCCCUCGACGGCCUCUCCGACAAGGAGAUGGGCGUCCUCGACGACUGGGAGAAGAAGUUCGAGGCCAAGUACCCGGUUGUCGGCCGCGUCGUCGCCUCCUCUUGAAAGUCCCUUGAAAAUCUCUACUCGAGAUAUUAGAUGCUGAUGCUCGUUAUGUAUAAUUACUCUCUUUGUCUUGUCUUGUUGUUACUGGAGUUCCUCGUAUGGUAUAAUAAGGCUUCCGUUGUGUCGUUUGGGUGAAUAUGACGGAUGGAUAUUCGAUAUGGAUUGUAAUGUCUUAAGGCUUUUGACCGUUAAGUAAGAUUUGCGCUAGUAAGGAAAAUGAAGAAGAUGUUGGUUGUCUGAU
Molecule: messenger RNA, 644 nt
Organism: Eucalyptus grandis
Lineage: Eukaryota; Viridiplantae; Streptophyta; Magnoliopsida; Myrtales; Myrtaceae
Product: probable steroid-binding protein 3
Exons: 1
Coding region: 95-403 (102 amino acids)
Cellular component (GO): membrane; endomembrane system
Source: RefSeq, a predicted model, not a curated record